GGCUCGGCUCGUGGUCACUCGCGGACCUUAUUCCGCGUCGCUCUCCCCUUCUUCCCGGCAUUCCUGCUUCCGCUUUCUCACGGCUCCGAGGCUUUUCCACCUCUGAGGCGUUUCGCGCCCAGGGGUUCAGUGACGUCAUCUGUCUGCGCUGCGCGGACACCCGCCCGUGGAAGAAGGAACAGCUUCGCCGCCCUUCGCCUCUUUUGUUGGGCUGCCGCUCCUCCGGAAUCAUGGCGCCGUCGCUAUGGAAAGGGCUGGUGGGCGUCGGCCUCUUUGCCCUAGCCCACGCGGCCUUUUCCGCGGCUCAGCAUCGUUCUUAUAUGCGAUUAACAGAAAAGGAAGAUGAAUCACUGCCAAUAGAUAUAGUUCUUCAGACACUUCUGGCCUUUGCAGUUACCUGUUAUGGUAUAGUUCAUAUUGCAGGGGAGUUUAAAGACAUGGAUGCCACUUCAGAACUAAAAAAUAAGACAUUUGACACAUUAAGGAAUCACCCAUCAUUUUAUGUAUUUAAUCAUCGUGGUCGAGUGCUGUUCCGGCCUUCGGAUACAACAAACUCCUCAAAUCAAGAUGCAUUGUCCUCUAAUACAUCGUUGAAGUUACGAAAACUUGAAUCACUGCGUCGUUAAGAUUUUUACAAAUUAUAAUAACAGGACAGGACACAGAGCUGGAAUAUUGGAGUUUGGGGUAUAAAACACUCCCCCCAUCAUCAGUAUUUAUAUUAUAUUGAUUUUUCAGACAUAAUUAAAAAGAGUCUAUGGCCCUUGUUUGUACACUGUUAUCAAAUCAUUAAUGGAGUGUAAGUUAUCUGUGAAAUGAGUCUUUGAUCUUUCAUAGAAUUCUUUUUUCCAUUUAAAAGAAAUCCAUAUCUUUUGUAAAAGUCACUGUUUUGAACACAUUUCUUUGAAAAAUGUUGAUGAUUUUGUAACUAUUUAUUUUCUUAGGUUUCUUUUCUUUUGCACUUGAGUUUUGGGAUCCUUUUGGCAAUAAUGUGACUACUGCAUUUUGCAGCAUGAAUGAUAGCAAACAGGUCUUCGGUUCUUAACAGCAAAUAGACUUCUCUCAAGAGACCAAAAUGGUGACUUCUCAGUUUUUCUUAUGCCCCCCAAACAGUGGCUCUGCCUCAGCAGACACAUGCCAGUUUUUAAUUUCUCACGACUUCUCACCCCGCCCUGCUCCCGUGCACCUUCCCACGUCAGCUGUGUUGUGCCAUCACUUCUCUGGGGCUCUGUGUGCAGUGAGCGAUUCUUGUGUCCGAAAUUCUUUGUCAUAAAUAGGUUUAACAAAUUCAACUUGCCGUAAAGCUACUUGUGUUCUCUUCAUCUAUAUGUCAGAAAUUUCCCUAACCGAUUACGUAGCUUAAGGAUAGUUGCAGAUAGACCAAAAUGACCAUUCAUGAUUUCAUCUAUUAUCCUGCCUGUGUAGAAGAAUAGCAGUCACGGAGGAAAACCGCUGACUUGCCAUUAGCCAGUUUAACUUAUUCAAAGACUCAACUAGCGAAUUAGUAAAAGUAGAGGAAAGUUCUCAUCGUUCUCACUCAAGGUCGAGUUCAAAGGCCUCCGGACAAAUAUAUUUUAAAUAUUUGGAACUAAUCUCUUUAAUUAAAAACAAUUAGGGUCAUUUAAGAAAUUGUUUUAUAGCUUCAGAUCUGUAGCAGGCUUAGAGUUUUCCAUCUUUGUUGUAUGCUGCUGAAGGUGAGGAUGAAGGUACAGAGCAGACUUUUUUUUUUUUUUUUUUUUUUUUUAGAAACAGUACUUUUAGGUCUAGGGAAAUUUGGCUGGCUCUUUGAUCUGCAGGGAGCGUAACAUUUUUUUGUAGAGAAGGUGGCUUUUGUUGAACUGUAACUGUACAGGUAUGAAAACAUUGCUUUUGUUGAGUUGUAUAGGUGCAAAGGGAAUAACUGUGCAGAUUUGAAAAGGAAAUAUGAUUUCCAGGUGCCCUGGUGCCUGAUGGCAUCUCUCCCAUUAGAAACGAACCUCAGCUCUUCUCUUCUGUCUGGUAACACACAGCCCCAAAGCACGAGAUUGUUUUGUCAUUGAGUUUUUAUUGUUGUUUAGUUUUGUUUGGCCAAGCCAGUCUGUCUGUGGAACACGGACUCUGCUCUCUAAGGAGAACAAAGUUAGAAAUCUGCUGAUGGCCUAGAAUCAUUCAGAAAUGAGUUAACAGUGGAAUUCAGGGGUUAAUGCGGCAAUAAUUAAAUCAAAAUAGCGUAGGAGAAGCCAGCUCCUUAUAUCAGGCUUGUCUACCAUUUCCUCAGGUAUGACUUGAUUUGCAAGAGUCUCGCCUCUUCUCUUUGGGGGCUGUCUUCCUUUUUUAAUAUUCACUUACCUUCAAGUCUGCCAUUUCAAGGCUACAGCUCAGUGGUUUUGUAAUAUAGUCACAAAGUUGUACGACCACUACCACAGUGAAUUUUAGAACAUUUCUGUCACCCCCAAAAGAAACCCUGUGUGCUUUGGCAGGCCCCUCUCAUACCCCACCCCGCCUCCCGGGGCCUCCUGGCCCCGGGCAAUCACUAAUCUGUUUUCUGCCUCUAUAGAUUUGCCUAUUCUGGUCAUUUAAUAUGAGUGGAUUCGUACAAUGUCUGGUCUUUAGUGACUGGCUUCCCAAGUAUAGUUUUGUUGUACAUGGAGUGAGAGCUUCUCCUCCCGAGAACUGUGAUUUCUGUGGAAGGAAGCAGUUGGUAAACUCAGCGGAUGUGACUAGAGGCCCAGACACUUAAUCAUGUGUGUGUUUUGUUUUGUUUUUUUUAGCCAGUUUUAGGCUAACUAGUUUUUCCUCGUAAUCAAUCACUCAUGAUAUACCACUGUUUACAAGAUUUUGGCUAGUCUCUAGAAUGGAUAUUGAAAUCUUUGCCCAGUCAGGAAAGUCCUGGUAAAAAUCAUGUCUAAUUAUUUGGCAGACAAUUGACAGAGUUUUCAGGUGCGUCUAACUUUGUUGGCAGGUGUGUAUACCUCAAGCCAGAUGAGCUUCCCAAAUUUCUUCUUCACUUUUCCUCCGAUGAAUUUGUUUUCUUUCUCAAGUAUGUACCAUAGGACUAAAGAUGAUUUGGAUGCAUCGUAACAGUGCUAAGUGGAUUAAAUUCAGAAUUAUAAUGCUUUGAGACUGUCCGUCACUACCUAGGGUAGUCCAAAAACGAAGCGACGUCAGCUAGUUAAGCCUGCAGGUGACUGCCAUUUUAGGGACGUUCAGAAGCGCGCACUCAAUAUGGAAGGCUCUCUAGAAUAUUAGCAAGACACUUCUCAAUAACCCAGGGAACCAGCCAAAUGCUAUGGGCCGAUGUCCCAGCCACAGAAAAUGCAGGUCGGCGGAUUGGAGACCAUGACGCUCUGUAACUCCCUAAUGAUUGCUCCCUAGGCUCUGUGGCUUAUUUUUGAGUGGCAUGACCGCAUCUCCCUGGUUGUAUGUGGCCUGUUUCCAUGAUGUAUUGAGUAGUGUUGUUUGUUGUUGAACAUCAAUGCCUGUAACACCAAGCUAAACACCUUCUUUUGGAUAUGUUUCCUCUCUUUAAAUGACCUUGCCCUGUCCAAUAAAUAAAUGAUUGUCUCACCCUG
Messenger RNA from Hyaena hyaena (striped hyena), 3548 nucleotides. RefSeq names its product membrane magnesium transporter 1 (gene MMGT1). The transcript has 4 exons. NCBI's taxonomy places the organism in Eukaryota, Metazoa, Chordata, Mammalia, Carnivora, Hyaenidae. Gene Ontology annotation, cellular component: EMC complex; plasma membrane; Golgi apparatus. The record is from RefSeq and is a predicted model, not a curated record. The coding region runs from base 231 to 626 and encodes 131 amino acids.